GAAGAAUGUAGUAGGGGUAUAAGUGUAAAAGAACUAACAGUCGGUACUGCAAUCUUCUUCUACCUGAAUCUAACCGAAAAGCUUAGUACUCAGCAUAACAACAAAAAGGCGAAGAGGCGUGCAGCCCAAGCCAGAGCCGCCUGAACCCACCCACCCGGCGACCUCCACCCUGCUUACCAACAGAAAGAGAGAGAUCAUUUUCUCUCUCUAACCCCAAAAAUCACCAUUAAAAUCAAUUCUAUGAGAUUUCUACUCUUAGGCCCCUCUUUUUGACCCACCGACUGCCGGCUGUAUAGGAUUUCGGGAAGACGAUCGCCUUUUUCGGGUAGGGGUAGGGUUUAAAUUAUUAAUUUCUUCAGAAGCUUCGCGUAGUUUUAAGCGUGAGUUCGAAGGCUGGUUGAGUGAAUGGAACGUGAUGCGGAAGUCUUUUAAGGAUUCGCUCAAAGCUCUGGAAGCUGAUAUUCAGCACGCUAAUACUCUGGCUUCAGAUCACCCAAGAGCAUAUGGGGGUGCUUGCCUUCAAAUGAGGCUCUCAUACAGUCCCUGUGCUCAUAUGUUUAUGUUUCUUGUUCAAUGGGCUGAUUGUAAACUUGCUGGUGCUCUUGGUUUGAUUAGGAUCCUUGUAUUCAAGGCUUAUGAGAAUGGUAAGACAAGUAUGUGUGUCCAUGAAAGAAAAGCUACCAUAAGAGAGUUUUAUGGUGUGAUAUUCCCUUCACUCUUGCAACUUCAAAGGGGAAUCACUGAUGUGGAAGAGAGGAAGCAGAGGGAGAUAUUUGAGAAUAAGUACAGAAAAGGGGAUGAGGGCAAAAAGGGAAAGUUAUCAGAAAUUGAAGUGGAGAGGGAGGAGGAAUGUGGGAUUUGUUUGGAGUUGGAACCCAAAGUUGUGCUGCCCGGAUGCAACCAUGCUUUGUGUAUGAAAUGCUAUAGAAACUGGCGUGCUCGGUCCCAGUCAUGCCCUUUCUGCCGAGAUAGUCUGAAAAGAGUGAAUUCUGGAGACCUUUGGAUAUGCACCAACUCUCAGGAAGUCAUUGAUUUGGCAGCCAUUUCAAAGGAGAAUUUGAAGCGGCUUCUGUUAUACAUCCAAAGCUUGCCUCUCCUCCCGGCAGAUUCAACACUCGUUUCAUAUGAUCCCGCCUGUAGAUGACAUCCAACUUUUAUAUCAAUAUAUAUACACAAAUAUAUAUUAUUAUUACAAUAUAAAUUAUAGGUUUACAGAUCGUGGUCCUCCCUUUGCACAUAAACCAUCCUAGCCUACAAGGCUACAAUUGCGGAUUUUUUAGUUUUCUUUUAAUAUUAUACUCCGUAUAUUUAGUGUUGGUCAUAGAGACUCAUAGCCUCCAAAUAUUUGGAAGAAGUCAUCUACUUGUAUUUAUUUUACAUACUCCAUUAGUCCGUUAUAGUAAGAAAUUAACUGGGAAAGUUCUCAGAUCUUCUGAGGAAAUUUUUGUUACUUUUGUG
Cuscuta epithymum is the source of this 1458-nucleotide messenger RNA. NCBI's taxonomy places the organism in Eukaryota, Viridiplantae, Streptophyta, Magnoliopsida, Solanales, Convolvulaceae. The record is from the annotation of a GenBank genome assembly.